AUGGGUACUUGCCAAGGAAAAUAAAAAGAUUAAAAAGAUAUUAUUAGCUCUCUAUGUUACUAAGCAAUAGAUUUUAUAGGAAAGGGUUAGAAUGCAAUUAUAAUUUAAGCAACGUGUAAUCAGAAGUAAGUAGCAAUAAAGGUAAUAAGCAAUAUAAAAAAUGUCUACUUCGAUAACUUUAAAUAUAUCUAUUCCAGGCUCUACUUUUGUGAUAAAAAAUAUCUGUUAAAGACAUAUGAUAUCAUGAAUAGCUUGCAACUUCAAACAUUCUUUUUAGUCAAUUAGCUUUGUUCAUGCACAUUAAAGGAGAUAAGUGAAAGAAAUGAGUUGGAUAUACAUUAAAUAUGCUCAAUAACUCAAUAAUUGCUUAAUGGAUUAAUUGAAAUUGAACAAGAAUAGUUUAAUUUGUUCAUAAAUCCUGAUAAUAUUCUCUACAAUAAGGAGAAUUAUUCUUUUGUUUAUUCUAAUUUCUGCUUUUAUUAAAUGCUUAAAAGAACGAACUAAAAUGAAUACACUUCAUAAGUAAUUUAAAAUAAAUACUUAGCUCCUGAGAUUUCUAAUAAAAAUAAGCAAAUUGAUAUUAAAGCAAAUGUUUAUUCUUUAGGAGUAAUUUUGCUUGAACUAUUUUUUGGUAAGAGACAUUUUACAAACGAAACAGAAGAUGCCUGCAUUGAAUAAUAAUUAUAAAAUUAAUAAAAUGAGGAAAUACAGAAGUUUAUAAAUAUAAUUAUAUCAAGUAUGAUAAAAAAAUCUCCUGAACAAAGACUAGACCCAUCUCAAUUGAUAUAAAUACUAUAAGAAAACUUUAAAUAUAAUGAGAGUAACUUGAAAUAUCUAAAUGUUAUAAAAGGUAAACGAACUAGCUAAGAAAAUUAAGCAAAUACAGAACCCCUUGAAUUAAAAACAUAUAAAAAUCUUCAAAAAGAACGAAGCAGAUAGAUUAUCUCUUUAAAUUUAAGUUCUCAACGUAUUGGCAAAUCAGAAAUAAAAUCCUUCUCAAAAAAUUUAGUUCAUUUAAAUUAACUUAGAUUUCUUGAAAUAGAUCUUAGCUAAAAUGAUUUAAAGCAAUAGGGAGUCAAAGCUCUUUUUGAAGGAUUAAAAGUUUUAAAAGAUUUAAAAUGCUUAAAAUUAAAUCUCAUGAAAAAUCAUAUAGAUAAAAAAGGUGCAACUUAUAUAAAUGAGGGAUUGAAGGAUUUAAAUUAGCUUGAGCAUUUAGAGAUUAAUUUACAUUCCAAUUAGAUAGAAUAAGAGGGGGCAUAGCUUUUGUCACAAGGACUUCAAUUUUUGGAUUAAUUAAGCUAGCUAAAGCUUGACUUAACGUAAGCUUAUUAAAAUAUCUAUUAAUUUAUUUAAGGAGAUAUUUAUACCAGAUGGAAUAAAAUUGGUGAUAGUGGAGCUGAGCUUCUUUCAGAAGGAAUUUAAUAACUAAAAAAUAUAAACUAAUUAGAGCUAUUUUUAAAUUGGAAUAAUAUUGGGGACGAAGGAGCAGCAUUCAUAUUUAAGGGGAUAUAACAAUUAACUAGUAUAGUCAUUUUAAAUAUCAGUCUUUGUCCUAACAAAAUUAGUGAAAUAGGAGCAAGUUAUUUGUCAACAGCUCUUUGCAAUUUACCACAUAUAAUGACAUUAUAAAUUAACUUAAACAUAAAUGAUAUUAAUGCAGAUGGUGCUUUACAUUUAUCUGAAGCUUUGAAAAAAUUAAAAAAUUUAAUUCACUUGGACUUAAAUCUAAAUUCCAAUAACUUAGGAUAAAAAGGAGCUGAAUAUUUGUCAUAAGGGUUAGGUUGCUAAAGUAAUAUAAGUUAUCUCAAAUUAGAUAUGAAUUCCAAUAAAAUUGGGGAUGUUGGCUUUCAACAAAUAUCUGAAUCGCUAAUAGCUUUCAAUAAGCUUCAGCAUCUUAACUUAGAUUUUAAUUAAAAUAACAUAAAUCAAGAAGCCGUUGAAGAUUUAUCUUAAUCUUUGACAUAAUUAAAGCACUUAACAUUGCUGAACAUAAAUUUAGAGUUUAAUGAAAUAAACUAAUACGAUGAUAGUUUAUUAAAAAAAUCUCUAAAUAAUUGUAGCAUCUCUAUAACAAUUUGA
Molecule: messenger RNA, 2079 nt
Organism: Tetrahymena thermophila SB210
Lineage: Eukaryota; Ciliophora; Oligohymenophorea; Hymenostomatida; Tetrahymenidae
Product: kinase domain protein
Exons: 17
Biological process (GO): nucleocytoplasmic transport; protein phosphorylation; activation of GTPase activity
Cellular component (GO): nucleus; perinuclear region of cytoplasm; cytosol
Molecular function (GO): ATP binding; GTPase activator activity; small GTPase binding
Source: RefSeq, a predicted model, not a curated record